AUGAGCGCGCAAUCGCUGAAGGCAACAAGCCGAAGCAAACAGUCGACAGCUGUGAGCGCAGCAUCAGCCGUGACAUCGAUUGGACAGGCGUUUACCGGCCAAGAGCACGUCAAUGCCCUUAACUUUGCGUCGACAUUGCAAUCAGACGAUGCCGGAAGGCGCUUGCUGCCGGACCGACAGCUAGACUUGGGUCAGCCAGGUUCCCAAGUCUUUGUGCUUGUGUUUCCCGUGCAGAAGUCAGAGGUGGUCGCACGCUCCCAGGUGCUGCGGAAAGUGAAGUCCAACGUUCGCAAUCAUGUGGCGCUGACAGUGGCCCCAAUCAAUAUUGCGUUGCAAGAGAAGAGGGCGCCAGGUGUACUUUACUUGCGGGUGUUCUGGCUGAGCAUCGGCAUGCUCUACAACGUGCACAUCUGGUACCUGUAUGGUGCAGAUCAGGCAAUUUACUGGUUCAGCGGCUUCUCCCUAGAAUGGCUUUCCAUGGACAAUUUGGUGGUGUUCAGCCUCAUCAUGACGACAUAUCGCGUGCCGCCAUCCUUGACUCGCAAGGCCCUGUUUGUUGGCAUCGUGGGUUGUGUCCUCAUGAGGCUAAUGGCCAGCGGAGGCCAUGCCAUGUUCGAGGAAGACAACGAAGGUGACAUGGUGGACACCUACGUGGUGCGAGCAACGAAGGCCUGUCUCGGGAAUCGCUUGGAGGAGCGUUACGACACCGAGACUCACAGGUUGGUCUUUGUCAUCAUAGUCUUGGAGUUCACUGAUUUGAUGUUUGCACUUGACAGUGUGCCGAAUCAGUUCAUUGCCUACAGCUCUACCGUCAUGGCAGUCUUCUCUCUUCGUGCCGCAUUCUUCCUCGUGCAUGACCUCGUGCAACAAGUCGAGGUUGUGCUGACAUGUCUCGUGGCGCCCUGGAGAAUACAAGACUUCCAGAUAAAGCCCGAUGAUGCCCUCGCACUUGUCAAUGUGGUUCAUGGCUGCCUCUUGCCUUGGUCUUGCCUUGCUCGAAGUUUGUUUUCAUUUGCCAUGGACUUGGAAGAUGAGAGCGAUCCCGGGCUGGCGGGACUCAGCCCUGAAUUUCAGGCCAUGCUUGGCGGCUUAUCAGGGCACAUGGCCUCCGUCUCAAAGAUGCUCGAACAGCGUACCCUGCCAAAGGAGCAGGCAAAGGAUAAAGACGAUGAGGUGUACCUAGACUCGUAUGCGGAUUUGGCCAUCCAUGAGGAGAUGCUAAAAGACACCGUGCGCGUUGACGCAUACGCAGCUGCGAUCGAGCACUAUUCGAGCACGUGGCAGGAUAAGGCCGUGGUCGACGUUGGUGCUGGGACUGGGCUGCUCUCGGUCCUUUGUGCUCGAUCAGGCGCUCGAAGGGUCAUUGCCAUCGAAGCGUCCAGGCUCGCACACUUCUUGCAGCAGCUGGUGGAUGCCAACUGUUCAAAGGGAGCCGUCGAGGUUCACGAGUGCCUUGCAGAGGAUUUCAGUGAGCAGAAUGUUGAUGUGAUUGUGAGUGAGUGGAUGGGUUACUGCCUGCUCUACGAGAACAUGCUGUCGUCGGUCCUAUCUGUUCGAGAUCGAUGUCUAAGAAAAGGUGGCCAGAUGCUGCCCUCAAAGUGCCGCUUAAUGAUGGCACCGAUUCAGGACAGCUGGCGAAAGGAGAAGCUGGACUUCUGGCACUCCGUCCGUGGCAUCGACAUGUCCUCACUGGUCCCGCUGGCCACUGCCACUCUUUGUGCAGCACCUCAACAUCGUUUGUUGGAUCCCAAAGCGCUUUUGGGAGAUGCAAUCGAGAUCCUCUUCAUGGAUUUGCAUACGGUGCAGAUUGAGGAGUUGGACAGGUUUCAAGCUGACAUCGGAUUCACUCUCCCGGCAGGCAGUCGACUGGACGGUAUGGUGGCAUGGUUUGAAUGCGAGUUUGGAGAUGUCGGGUGGCAGCUGUCUACCUCCCCGUUGAAGCCUGCAACACACUGGAAGCAGACUGUCUUCUAUUUCCGGGAUCCAGUUGAAGGUGGUGGAGGCACUGUCAUUUCAGGCAAGAUAAUGCUCGAGCGUCAUGCUGAGUUCUCGCGAGGCUACACUGCAUCCUUUGAACUGAAGAUCCCUGGCCGUAAACCCCGAACAGAGGUCUUCGAGCUUAGGCCUCAGCAUGCUGGUCAGAUCUUCUCCGCUUCAAUUCGGAUCAAGAGCAUCGGACACUCUAUGGCCAGUCAAGUUGCGAUCUUCAUCGACCAUUUGCAUCAUGCAGUAGAUGGAGAGGCUCUAGAGGUGUGCGGGUCGCAGAUGGCCGCAGAGGAUGAAGUCUCCGAGCCAUGGAAGCUUGGGACCAGAGUCUGCCUCUCCACUCCCUCUUCAGGCGAAGCACGCUCAGCAAGCGUCAGCUUGACAGGUAUUGUGCGGUUUGUCGGAACGACGCAGUUCGCCCCUGGAGACUGGAUUGGAGUAGAGCUGGACCGGCCGAUUGGAAAGAAUGAUGGCAGCUUGAAUGGUGUCCGGUACUUCAGCUGCAGGAAGAAGCGUGGGAUCUUCUGCAAGCCCACGGCUCUGAUACUGCUGGCUGAGCCCGAAGUCGGAACUCCCGAAAAGAAAUCCGAAGACUCGGUCGAGAAGUCCCAGACGACCGAGUCGCCAGACGCUAUCGAAGCCAGCAGUGGCUUAAGCAUUACGGCCGACACGGACAGCGCUCCUGGCGAGGGUGGCUCUCCCAAUGCAGCUGCCGGAAGCAAGCGCACUGAUCGGGCUGACGAGGCUCUCCAGUCUCAGCCGCGACAGCUGCAGUUCGAGCAGUCGGGGUUGAAGGCAGAGGUUCUAUCUGAUGUUUCAAAGCCAUUGGUUGCCGAUGAGCCCGCCACCGCCACCUGGCCAUACCGGGUUCUCAAGACUUGCUCCAAGGAGGACUUGGAUCGCCUGGGCUGCAAACAGCCCGAAGAUGCAGACUUUGUUGGUGGGGGCGAUGAAGGUGGUGGCGAGAAAGCAGGAUCCAGAGACCUCCGGUCGCCGUACAUGCGAAAGUUGGCAGGUGCAGACCCCUGGGCCAGUGAGAGCAGCUGUGGGGGAUCCAUAGUUGUGGCAGAGGAGGAGGACCUUGCUACCUCAAACGAAGCGGAGACAGCCUGGUUUGCCAAAGUCCAAGAUCUGGCCAAGCGUGGCUUAAAGCUGGGGCAUGUUCUGAGCUUCUACCAGAGCUUGGCAGAAGGCACCCUGUGCGGCGAUGAUGGGCGAAAACUGAUGUUGCACUUUAACCCCAAGAAGCAUACAACUCAUGAUGUCGUUCGUGAAGCAAUCAUCCCUGCGACUAAAGUCACGCCCUUCGGGAGCUGUGCGUACUCGACUUUGGCAGAAGCAAACAAGCCCGUGCUGGCAACGACAAUGGUCUCUCACCACUGGCGGAACUUGUUUUGUCACCUGGUUGCAGCCUUGAUUGCGUACGCCUUGGGGGAGACGAGCUAUGCCGCUACAGUGGAUUCAUUGGAGGACGGCGACUUUGAAGGCUUGCGUCAGCGACUCGAUCGUCGAGAUGCGCUGCACAUGACAUUCUGGUUGUGCUUGUUCUGCGUCAACCAGCACGCGAGCAUAUGUGGUGGUCUACCCUCUGCUCCGGCACCAUCUAGUCCAGAAGAGCAUGUCAAGGCACUGGAGUAUCAUCAUAGAGAGACGCAUGAUCCAGUUACCGGAGAGAAGUUCAAAGUUUGCGAUUGUGGUACCACCAAACACUGGAACAACUCGACACUCUGUGAAAUGGACAAGUUUGAUGCCAUGAUGGCAGUGUUGGACAAGGAGGUGCCUGGUGCUAUUCAACGGAAACUGGGUCACAUCAUCGUGGUUGACCAGGCUUUUGAAGUUUUCUCCCGCAUCUGGGUCAUGGCUGAGAUCGCCAAGGGGCAAGAACUGGAAUUGAACCAGGUCGCCAUGCUGUUCCCGCCUCCAGAGAGAAUGAAAGCGGCCUCUCGCAGGAGCUUGGUGCCAGCCAGUGCUGCAGCCGAGGUUGCACGUAUUCGGGAAACAUUGGACAUCCGCAAGUGCAAAGCUAGCCGGCAAGAGGAUGUUGAUGCAAUUCUGGCCUCCAUUCCAGACGUGGACAAGUCUAACGCGCAUCUAAAGACAGUGCUGUUCAACGAAAGGUCAGGCAUUUUGGAGACAUGGAGUGCAGAAAGGUGCGCUGGAUUUUUCGAUGUUAUCGACCCGCUGAAGGAACUUGUGGAGCGAGAGCACUGGAGUGCACCACAGGUCAUUAUGCUUGGUCAGGAGAGCACUGGUAAGUCCACGCUGCUGGAAAGGCUAACAGGUCUGCCCAUUUUCCCCAGAAACGCCGACCUUUGCACCCGUUCCCUCAUUAAGGUGUGCUUGCGGAGGGGGCCCUCUCGAAAGUUGAGAUUACUUGUGCAAGACAUCCUGUCGCUACACUUCGAGGACGAAAACGGAACGGAAGUUGACUUCGACGAGCUGGGUGCUGCUGUGAUGAAGGAAAUGACACGGCAAGUUCGGCUUGAGGCUUUGAGGCAAGACAUGCCGAACAAGGACCCUGGCUUUUAUUCUGCCACAGUCAGCGAUGCACCGUUGCAGCCGUCGGAUGGACUUUGCACAAAAAAGGCUUUGGUCAUUGAGCUCAGCUCACCGAAGGCACCAAAUUUGGACGUCGUGGAUUGCCCAGGUUUGGUUGCGGCUUCUGCCAGAGGUCGUCCGGCAGAUGUUGCGCAGGAAACUGCGGGGCUGGUGAGAACUUUUGCCAAGAAGCAUCGGAAUUCCGCCCUAUUCGUAGUUGCUGUCAAGGCAUCAGAGCAGCCGAACAACUCCUUGGCAAUGCGUUUGGUGCAGGAGCUUGGGCUUGAAAGUCGAGCUCUCGGUGUGUUGACCAUGACAGAUGUGCUGACCGGGGACCUGACAGAUGGAGAGACCUGCCUGCACAGCACAUUCCUGAAGCAUCAUGGCCCUCGGCUCCUGCAGCUCUUGCAGGGAGCGUCAGAUGCAGGUGGUGGAGUGCCUCUUGCACUGGGCUACACGCUUACCGCUUUGAACGAUGUUGGUGAAGAUAAGGGGUGGUUGAGCCUGUCGCGGGUGGAUGCAAUGGCACAGUGGGAAGUAAGAUACUUUAAGCAGCUUGCGACUCAAUGGAAAGCAGGCGCUGGGGAGGAUUUCAGCAGUUUGCUGCAAAGCAGAACCACCUGCAACAGUCUUUGGCGGCACAUCAAGGAUGCCGUGGAUGACUUCGUCCGCAACAAUUGGUUAAGUGACACCGUCAAAUUGGCUCGCGAGCACGAGGCACUAACGGCAGCUCGCGAACAGUCUUUGGGCCAGCCGAGGGCUAUGGCUCCACACCACGUUGCAGAACUUCGCUUUCAGACUGACCUGCUUCCUGCUUCCCUUCGUGCUGUAGCUUCUUUUGAAGACGAGGGCCCUGAAGCCAUCAAAGACGGGCAAAGAGCUUUAUCCAGUUCCUUGAUUCCAGAGAUAUUUGCCAGGCGUUUUCAGGCGAUCCUCGGAAGUGUGCUGGCGAAUCCUUGGCAGAUCGGCGGUUUCUACCACAGUUUGGUACAGCGGCUUGAGCAAGACCUGUUGAGUGCAGUCCCGGAAGACAUCGCCCUGGGGCCGCCCGAGGCGGGUACUUUUGACUGGCCGAAGCAGCUUGAGGUCUGCUUGCGCAAGGUCGAGCACGAGAUGCUACGUGCUGUGGUUGAUGUAAGGCAACAUGUGCAAGCCAAGCUGGAUGCCGUCCUGCAGGCAGACACCACACCGGAGCGCAUUGGACGAAUGAAGCUAGCGAUAGAGUCUCUGAAGACUUUGCUGUGGCAAGACAUGAAGAUGUAUGACUGCCCGGCCGGGGAGGUACUAUUCUCGACAUUCCCGUUGAAAGGCAUUCACGAAGCACUAGGCAUUGUCGGUCAGCUGGAGACAUGCCCGUUCGCUCGUGUAGAGCGCCUGACGUCUGCCUUUAGCUUCUCGCUGAAGUUGGAUUCGAGGCAGAUUGUAUCGCGCUGCAGUCUUCACUUCCAUCGUUUCCUGCAAACCUUCUUCACGGAACUGCCAGCGCAUGUGGUAAACGCAUGUAAGAAGCUGCCAGAUGACCAGUGGGUUGAGGACUGCACAGAGGAGCGCUUGAAACUCCUGCGUCAUUUGCAGACCCUGCGAUUGGCCCAAGCUCGCCUGAAGGAUGCGUUUGGAGAGGAUCAGAUUGAAGAAGCAGUGGAGGAAGUGACGCGGCAAGAUGACAGCUUGGCAGUGCCAAGCAGGCAGACCGACGAAGACGCUUGUGUUGCCACGGCCGCGUCCCGAAACGCGGAGGAAGUGGCUGCUGCAGUUGCGACAUGGAAAGAGACUCUGCAUGAACGUGCAUGGGGUUUCUUCUCCUCUGAGGAUGAGCUCAACUCAGUCCUGCAGCAGGUAGCCGCGAACACAGAUGCAGGUACCGAUUUUCGGGAAGGAGGGGCGCAUGUUCUUUGGCGUGGCGAGUGCACCGGAUCGGAGCCUGUUCUGUGGAUACAGCGCGACGAUGCACCUGCAACACAGACCUACGUAAACCGUGUACUGGCUGCUCUUUUCGUGGAUGAUGAAUCUUUCGCCCAACUGUCGACAUUGCCAAAAGAACCCUUCCGAAUGACAUGUGGCGAUCAAGGAUGCAUUAAUCUGAUGCAUCUCUAUGUGCCAUAG
Messenger RNA from Symbiodinium necroappetens, 6627 nucleotides. Lineage: Eukaryota; Dinophyceae; Suessiales; Symbiodiniaceae. The record is from the annotation of a GenBank genome assembly.